Nothoprocta perdicaria is the source of this 576-nucleotide messenger RNA. It is a transcript of the gene PRRT1B, whose product is annotated as proline rich transmembrane protein 1B. The record is from RefSeq and is a predicted model, not a curated record. The transcript has 3 exons. Bases 1 to 576 code for a protein of 191 amino acids. Gene Ontology annotation, cellular component: membrane. Lineage: Eukaryota; Metazoa; Chordata; Aves; Tinamiformes; Tinamidae.
AUGACGCCCCCAGGCCGCGGGGAGGGCGGCCCCAUCCCCGCAGGGAUCACGGCAGCCCCGGGGGGCGACGCGGCAGCCGCCUGGGAGCCACCGGGGAGCCCCCCAGGGCCGGGCGCCCCCACGGAGCCAGCGGCCGCCAGCACCGCGAGGGACCCGCGCGGGGACCCGCCGCCCUACACGCCGCCGGACCCCAAGAGCCUCUACCUGCUCUUCCCGCCGGCCGCGUCCCGGCCGGGCGCCCAGGGCGGCCUCCCGCUGCCCUACACCAUCGUACGUAGCCGCCCGCUGCCCUUCGCCGUCUGCAACGGGCAGCCGGGGGGCCCCGCGCCGCCCGCCGCGCCGCCCAGGGACUACGUGGUGGAGUCGGCGCUGGUCACCGUCUUCUGCUGCCUGUUCACGGGCGUCGCGGCGCUCGUCUACUCCCACGAGACGCGGGCGGCGCUCCGCCGGGGCGACAUGCCGCAGGCCAGGCGGGCCUCCAAGAAGACCCAGGCCCUGGUGCUCUUCAGCCUCUUCUUCGGGCUCUUCGUCUCCUUCGGUUGGGUCACCUACGUUAUCAUCGUUCUUUACGUGUGA